AUGGGGUGGCUUCUUUUCCUUCUCUGGUUCAUUUCAGUUCAAGCAGAGGUCGUGUCGCUACCAUCAAAUGCCACAAUCCAGAUCCAAUCCACUGGGUUUCAUAUUGAGGGAAGCACUUUGACUGGCCAGAAGCUGGUCCCCGUAGCCGGGUCGCUGAUUCAAUCGACCACUGUCCAACUUAAGUCCUUUAAUGUUUCCGGCACUGCCACUCAAGUCAUCCCAAGCAAUUCCCUUGACUUAAAGAGCUCGCAAAUCGCUUGCAUAUCCUGCGAUCAGAACGACUAUACCGGAAAUAUCCGAGUUGACGAGACAAUUGAAUACGUCACAUCUGCUCAAUCCGCAGCCGCCAUUCUGCUGUACAGCAAAACAGCUACCGGCUGCAAUUUCACUUCAGAUGAUCAGACCGUUGCACGGUAUCCCAAUAUCUUCACAUUCACAAGCCGAGGCGGCUAUCCUGCACUGCUCAGUGCUUUCCAUCAACAAACAACUAUCAGCAUCGUCUCAAUGUCGUACCUUGCGGCCGUUCCUUCUGAUGGCGAUCCAGGUGGCUCGGGUAACAGUCCCAACACUGCCAUGAUCAUCCUGUACAGUAUUACAGGUAUCAUCACUGCCCUAUUCCUGGGGAUUAUCAUCACAGGUGCUGUCCGGGCUCAUCGCCAUCCAGAGCGAUAUGGCCCUCGCCGAAUUGCCGGGCGAGUCCGGCAAAGUCGAGCCCGAGGGAUAGCUCGAGCCAUGUUAGAUACCAUACCGGUGGUCAAGUUUGAUGACAGAAACGAUGACGUGGAGGCCGCCAAACGAGACGUCGAGAUGACCAUGGCCUCUGAGGAUGCCACUCACGAACCCCUUUCAUCUCAGGCCGAUGGAAAUACGGGCGUAUCGACGCCGCACGAUUCUGAAAUACCUACCUCAGAAGAGAACGAGCGCCCUACUCCCACAGCCCCCGAAACCAAGACCGAGAUGCCCGAUACAGGGAAUUUCUCGUGUCCGAUUUGCACGGAUGACUUCGUCAAGGGCCAAGAUCUACGUGUACUGCCUUGUAAUCACCAAUUCCACAUGGAAUGCAUUGAUCCAUGGUUGAUGAAUGUGUCUGGCACCUGUCCUCUUUGCCGCAUCGACCUCAACCCACCCCAACCCGAAAACCCGGAACAAACCGAAGAAAGCACCGAUCAAGCAGACCAACUCGCAGGAGGCGGACCGGUCCUCACAACAGAAGAAGCCCGCCAGCAAGCCCGCCACACGCAUCGCCGUCUAACCAACUACCUCCAUGGACCUCUCAACGCCCGACGAAUGCGCGAUGCUACAAUUGAGGAGCGUAUCGCCGCGCUCCGACGCAUCCGCGAAGCAAACCAAGCCGAGUCCGUGCCCGAAGAAGGAUCACGUCGUAGUCUGACCACCCGACUACGCGAUCGUUUCCGUAUCCGAACACGCGCUCACGGUGCCGAGGCUGAGACAUCUGACGCCGACAAUCCUGCGCCUUCUCCGGCGGCUCCGGCGGCUCCGGCGUCCGUCCAUCUUACGCCGUCUAUUGCAUGA
This is a messenger RNA of Penicillium digitatum Pd1, 1533 nucleotides long. RefSeq names its product RING-H2 finger protein. NCBI's taxonomy places the organism in Eukaryota, Fungi, Ascomycota, Eurotiomycetes, Eurotiales, Aspergillaceae. The record is from RefSeq and is a predicted model, not a curated record.